CAGGCCAGGUUCCGGUAUGUUGCUUGCCAGAUCAAGGAGCUCGAGGACUGCCUUGACCCUACUGCAUUGAGCGAAGCACUAGAAAAUCUACCAAAGGAUCUAAAUGAGACAUAUGCAAGGAUCCUCGCGCGCAUGCCGGACCAUUAUGAAGCAAACACUAUAUGUGUACUACAGUUCCUUCUCUACAGCCCAAAGCCGUUGUCAAUUGAGGAGCUGGUCGAUGCUGUCGCUGUACGAGUAGAUGAG
This is a messenger RNA of Bipolaris maydis ATCC 48331, 246 nucleotides long. The record is from RefSeq and is a predicted model, not a curated record. NCBI's taxonomy places the organism in Eukaryota, Fungi, Ascomycota, Dothideomycetes, Pleosporales, Pleosporaceae.